UUCCACUUCUUCUUCCUCAUCUAUUACCGCCUCUAGACAUAAGCAACUCCCAGAACUCGUGAAGAGCUCUUUAGUUUCUGAAAAAAAUUAGGGUUUUUAAUUAAUUGAACAAAAAUGUUCACCUUUUUAUCAUUACAACCAAACAUAGUACUCUCUCCUUUCCCGAACCGGACAGGAACCUCGUACUCUCUCCUUCAUCGGACUCAGUUUUCUGGAAUUUCCGACCACAGGCCGUCUCUUCGAGGGUCGCUCCACGUGGCGCGUUCGGGGUUCAUGCCGGGCAUGCUACCCGACCCGGAUGGAGCUGAGGGUGCGAUUAAGGAGUUGUUUGGCAGAGCUGAGAGCAUCCUCUACACGAUUGCAGAUGUAGCUGUUUCAACGACGGAUACUGUUAAUGCUACCACCAAACAGAACAACGAUUGGUUUUCUGGUAUCACCUAUUACAUGGAGAGUGUUCUGAAGGUGCUAAAGGAUGGGCUUUCUACCUUACAUGUCCCAUAUGCUUAUGGGUUUGCUAUAAUUAUGCUCACUGUUCUUGUAAAGGCUGCAACAUUUCCUCUGACCAAGAAACAGGUAGAAUCUGCAAUGGCUAUGCGGUCCUUUCAGCCUCAAGUGAAGGCUAUUCAGCAACGGUAUGCUGGAGAUCAGGAGAAAAUUCAACUUGAAACUGCUCGAUUGUAUAAACUAGCUGGCAUAAACCCCUUUGCUGGAUGCCUGCCUACACUAGCCACAAUACCUGUAUGGAUUGGUCUAUAUAGAGCCCUAUCAAAUGUAGCUGAUGAGGGGCUCCUGACAGAAGGCUUUUUUUGGAUACCCUCCCUCGCUGGUCCAACCACAAUCGCUUCACGUCAAAGUGGCAGUGGCAUUUCUUGGCUUUUCCCAUUUGUUGAUGGUCAUCCACCACUUGGAUGGUCUGAUACUUUAGCAUAUCUCGUCUUGCCUGUGCUGCUGGUUGCUGCACAAUACAUCUCUGUCCAAAUCAUGCAAUCAUCACAGAGUAAUGAUCCAAGCAUGAAAAAUUCUCAAGCACUAACGAAGAUCCUUCCUUUGAUGAUUGGUUAUUUUGCUCUUUCAGUUCCCUCUGGUCUAAGCCUUUAUUGGCUCACAAAUAACAUACUGAGUACUGCACAACAAGUAUGGCUUCAGAAAUUAGGGGGUGCAAAGAAUCCUGUGACGCAGUUAAGUACUGAUGUCAUUGAGCAAGAACAACAACAGCUUCAGAAGUCUCCACCUGAAUUAAACUCAACCCAAAGUAAAGCAGGACAAGUAGAGAAGCUAACUUCCGAAGGGCCUCAUCCUGGUGAAAGAUUUAAACAGCUAAAGGAGCAAGAGGCAAGGAGAAGAAAACAAAGAGAGGAAGAGAAGAAACAAGCUGAAAAGGGUGCUAAAGCAAAUCAAACGGCAGAUGAGGUGCAAGGGAGAGAAGUCAAAUUACUUGGCAGGGAAAAUGGGGCUGGUGUGGAUUCAAACGAAGGUCGGACAAAAACUUCCAUGUCGGGGAUGGAAAACAGUGAUAUUUCUGCUAAUCAUGAGUUCAAUAGGACAGAUCAGCCUCCGUCCUAUGACAGCGAAGGAAAGGAAGCCAUUGAAGCACUCACUAGAGUUGCCUCUGCGGAAAAGAAGCAUACUGAAGAAGAUACCCAGCAAGUCAGAAUUGAGUGAUCCACUUUUGAGAAUCAUAGUAAUAUAACCACAAUCUGAGAGGGCUUGUUCAGAAUCCCAAAAAGGUAGGAUUUGGAUUGAUGUAUCUCUCUCCACUUCCAAGACAAAGCGUGUUCCUCUGAUUAACCAUGAAUGCACACCAAGACUGUAGGAAAUGAAUAAAAGAAUAACCUUUGAAGGGGUCUACAGAUAAAUGCCUUGGCGUAUACGCAGAAUCUCAUUCCUCCACCACAUAUAUUUUCAAUGGGGGAAGUUAACAGUUAACUGGCGUGACAAGGAAACUCUCAAAUUCAACUCAUUAGGAGAAGAGAAAUCAUUAUAUUACUUAAAAUAAAACAUGUUUUCUUACCAUUGCUGCACUCAAAUGCCACCACAUUUGCAGAAUUGACUACAAAAACAAUGUGAUUAAAAAGAUGUGAACAUGACAUGUCAUUGUCUAUGCUUUGGCUUUGAUUAUGAUUGGAAAUUUGGAAUGGUCU
Molecule: messenger RNA, 2141 nt
Organism: Tripterygium wilfordii
Lineage: Eukaryota; Viridiplantae; Streptophyta; Magnoliopsida; Celastrales; Celastraceae
Product: ALBINO3-like protein 1, chloroplastic
Exons: 13
Coding region: 115-1662 (515 amino acids)
Biological process (GO): protein localization to chloroplast; thylakoid membrane organization; protein insertion into membrane
Cellular component (GO): chloroplast thylakoid membrane
Molecular function (GO): membrane insertase activity
Source: RefSeq, a predicted model, not a curated record